GGGAUGCUGAAGGUGCUGAAAUAGCAAUGACAAGAGACUUGGCUCAGUGUUAAAUAUCUGCCGCGCUGACCUGACAGACUCUGAGAUGACAAUAGGGAGAAUGGAGAAUGUGGAGGUCUUCGCUGCUGAGGGCAAAGGCAGGGGUCUGAAGGCCACCAAGGAGUUCUGGGCUGCAGAUGUCAUCUUUGCUGAGCGGGCUUAUUCCGCAGUGGUUUUUGACAGCCUUGUUAAUUUUGUGUGCCACACCUGCUUCAAGAGGCAGGAGAAGCUCCAUCGCUGUGGGCAGUGCAAGUUUGCCCAUUACUGCGACCGCACCUGCCAGAAAGAUGCUUGGUUGAACCACAAGAAUGAGUGUUCGGCCAUCAAGAGAUACGGGAAAGUACCCAAUGAGAACAUCAGGCUGGCGGCGCGCAUCAUGUGGCGGGUGGAGAGAGAAGGCACCGGGCUCACGGAGGGCUGCCUGGUGUCUGUGGACGACUUGCAGAACCACGUAGAGCACUUUGGGGAGGAGGAGCAGAAGGAGCUGCGGGUGGACAUGGACACGUUCUUGCAGUACUGGCCGCCCCAGAGCCAGCAGUUCAGCAUGCAGUACAUCUCUCACAUCUUCGGAGUGAUUAACUGCAACGGUUUUACUCUCAGUGAUCAGAGAGGCCUGCAGGCCGUGGGCGUAGGCAUCUUCCCCAACCUGGGCCUGGUGAACCAUGACUGUUGGCCCAACUGCACUGUCAUAUUUAACAAUGGCAAUCAUGAGGCAGUGAAAUCCAUGUUUCAUACCCAGAUGAGAAUUGAACUCCGGGCCCUGGGCAAGAUCUCAGAAGGAGAGGAGCUGACUGUGUCCUACAUCGACUUCCUCAAUGUCAGUGAAGAACGCAAGAGGCAGCUGAAGAAGCAGUACUACUUUGACUGCACAUGUGAACACUGCCAGAAAAAACUGAAGGACAACCUCUUCCUGGGGGUGAAAGACAACCCCAAGCCCUCUCAGGAAGUGGUGAAGGAGAUGAUACAAUUCUCCAAGGAUACAUUGGAAAAGAUAGACAAGGCUCGUUCGGAGGGUUUGUAUCAUGAGGUUGUGAAAUUAUGCCGGGAGUGCCUGCAAAAGCAGGAGCCAGUGUUUGCUGACACCAACAUCUACAUGCUGCGGAUACUGAGCAUUGUUUCGGAGGUCCUUUCCUACCUCCAGGCUUUUGAGGAGGCCUCGGACUAUGCCAGGAGGAUGGUGGACGGCUAUAUGAAGCUCUACCACCCCAACAAUGCCCAACUUGGCAUGGCCGUGAUGCGGGCAGGACUGACCAACUGGCAUGCUGGUAACAUUGAGGUGGGGCAUGGGAUGAUCUGCAAAGCCUAUACCAUUCUCCUGGUGACACACGGACCCUCCCACCCCAUCACCAAGGACUUAGAGGCCAUGCGAGUGCAGACGGAGAUGGAGCUACGCAUGUUCCGUCAGAAUGAAUUCAUGUACUACAAGAUGCGCGAGGCUGCCCUGAACAAUCAGCCCAUGCAGGUCAUGGCUGAGCCCAGCAAUGAGCCAGCCUCAGCUCUGUUCCACAAGAAGCAAUGAGGACUGCCCAGUGGAGGAGGGGCAAUGUGGCUGGGGAGCUAGGGAGAGACUUUGGAGGUGGUGGGUCUCUGGGGACACCCCUGAUGAGGAAGUUGAGGUAAUGCUUAACCUUAUUGCUAUGAGAAUUUACUGCCCUAUGUUUCCCAGUGCCAUUUUGGCUCAGUUCAAGUCUAUUCAAUUCAAAUUAACUCUAUCCCAGCCCAGACCGACUCCUCCUACAAAUAUUAUUGGAUGAUAGGCCCUAGAACCCAAUAAAGGAGCUCCAAAUGUCAUUGGGUGGGGAAGCAAAAUGUAGAGAAACAUUUAAAGCACACUGUAAUAAUAAAUACAAUUGUAAACUAUAUGGAGGAGGGUGCAGAGGAGGGAAUGUGUCUGGUGUGUAAUGUGUGUGUGUGCAGUGGGGUAUCACAGAAAGUAUGACAUCUGAGUUGAGGGUUGCAGGUGCCUGGAGUCUCAGGUGGCUGCUUACCCAUCUGUGCAGGUGUCUCUGGGGCUGGUGGGCUCCCCUGUGGUCUGCGAUAGACAUGAUUGGCUGAGCAGGAUAUGUGAUGCUGCAUGGUUAGUGUGGAGUUAUGAAGAAGGGGCUGUGUUCGGACCACUUAGGCUCUACUCAGAGACCUGAAACUACUUCAGAAUGGUGCAUAUGUGGAAAGAGCUGGCUGGGGGCCUUGCCCAAACCACCUGAGGUCUUAAUUUAAAGUCUGGGGGAAAAAAGUCUGGGUUCCAACUAGAAUUCUAGAAAUAUUUCUAGAACACACAGAGAGGGAAUAACUGUAAUCCCAGCAGUUAUUACAAGGUAAUACCCUUACCUUGUGGUUCCCUGUGAUUUUAGAUAAUGUCUGAUAUUUUUCUGGCUAUUUACCUAGUAGGAUUUAAAAAAUCAAAGUGAACCUGAGAGAGAAUCUUGGAAACACACACACCUAUUGAUCAUGGGCCCUGCAGAAUUGGCUCUUGGGGGCUUUAUUUGGUUACAUGUGCUGGGUGGUCUUUACCAGCUUAGACUCUAUCAUGGGACCCCAUGAAGCUCCGUUCUCGAUACUGAACAAUUAUUACUUCCCUUGCUGAGUCUCUUUUUCUGUCAUGCCCUUGGGGCUUCUGCUCUUCUCACCAGAAAGAACAUUUGCAUCUGGAUUCUUGUACACUUGGGUUAGAGUCUCUUCAGAGGUGUGGUCAAUUUAUCCUGAUCUCCAGGAAGGCUGUUGUGAUUUCCUUCUAAGAAAUGAGGGUCUUGAAAAUCAACCAAUCCCAAGAUUAGCUUGUUAUCCUGUUACCUUCUGAGACCCCAAAUUUCUCACCAAUGUUUUGGGAGAUCCUGGAACAGAUCCCUUCAGUUGGGGGUAUCACCAAGACUUCUACACAAUCCAGGGCUACCACUGACCUCCAAGCUUUACCCCACAUCUUGAAGUCCAUUGAUCUCACCAGGUCCCAUGUUUGUUAUCUAUGCCUAAAUGUUAGCUUCUCCAUCCUCACCACAUGAUGACCCACUGUGCCCCUCUGAACACUGCUUAGUGGCUGAAAACUCUGCAAAUGGGCCACAUUUUUGCAAAAUACUUGUAUCUGACACUUAGGUCUUCUUUGAAGAUUUUCCUUUCUAGAAGGUUUUACAAGAAGUCUUUUAGUUUACUGAUA
Molecule: messenger RNA, 3187 nt
Organism: Rhinopithecus roxellana (golden snub-nosed monkey)
Lineage: Eukaryota; Metazoa; Chordata; Mammalia; Primates; Cercopithecidae
Gene: SMYD1
Product: SET and MYND domain containing 1
Exons: 10
Coding region: 86-1558 (490 amino acids)
Cellular component (GO): nucleus
Molecular function (GO): histone H3K4 methyltransferase activity; protein binding
Source: RefSeq, a predicted model, not a curated record